Messenger RNA from Ectocarpus siliculosus, 1567 nucleotides. Lineage: Eukaryota; Phaeophyceae; Ectocarpales; Ectocarpaceae. The record is from the annotation of a GenBank genome assembly.
CUCAAUAACGCACACACAACGUGGAGGGAAAGAUUCGCCCCGCCCCCCCCCACGGGAAUGCGGCCUACCCUUGCUUUAUUGUCAGCGUUGCUGGCGAGUCUUGUUCACUUCCCGCGAGCUGAACGCGUGCUUCUGUUUCGAGGGGGAGGCCCGUCAGGAUCACCGCCAUCGAAAACGCGUGCUACUGGUAGCCGCGGCUUAAGCGACGAUGAUGACCCCCCGCCGAUUAGAGAAGUUGUCGGGGCAGGCGCCGUGGGGGUGUUGGCAGGCCAACUCGUUUUCCAGUCCCUGUUGAUCUCGGCGGGCCUCGGUGUGACAGCGAUGACCAUCGCGGCUAGCUCGGCCGAUGGGGCGGGGGACAUCGCAAGGUCGUCGGGGAGGAUGGCGGUCGCGGCCUUCGACAGGGGCGCAGACUUGAACGAGCGUUACCAUUUCACUGAGAGGUUGGUAAACGGUGCGAAAAUUACUGGGUGGAGGCUCAAGCAGUUCGACCAAGAACACGCGGUCGUGCACCGGGCGACGGACGGCGCGAAAAAGGCUUGGCGCGACUUCAAGCAGUACGACGAGGCGCACGGACUGACGUCGAGGGCGGGAGAGGCAAUGACUUCAGGUCUCGACAAGCUCGCGGAAGCGUUAACCCCACCGCCCUCCAGUAAACCAGGAGGCAGACGCAACAGCAGCAGCACCAGCAGAAGCAGAAGCCAGAACAACAGCAUCGGAAACAACGCUAAUGACGCGGCACGAACUGACCGGGGGAAAAGUGGCUAUGGAACCGGGAAGACGGGAACGGGGCGCGACAAGUUGGGUCGAGGCUUUUGGAAGGAGGCGUUCGAGAAGGGUGAGGGUUGGAGAAGCGGGCUAUGGGGGGCGGAGGAUGACGGUGGGCGGUGGCGCACGAAGAAAAGAGAUGGAGGAGGUGGUGGGAGCAAGAGGGUGCGACAGGAGCGCCAGCGAUCACGAGAUGAUCGAGAUGAGCAGUGGUGGAACAUGCCAAUUUGGAGCGGUGUUGAUGAUGGACGUGAAUGAUUGGUUCUACAAUAUUGCGGGGACGGGGGGCACACCGAGAAAGUAAGGAGCCCGUAAGGCAUGAACAAGAGUACCAUGCUUGCUUGUCGUGUUUUGGUGGUGGCGGGACGUGCGCGUCCGUGUCCCAGAUGGUACUGGGGUCGUUUCUGAUUUGCCUGCAGUUUCAAGAGGGCAGGAUGUCGACCUUGUUGGGAUGCCAUGCACGCACGGACUGACCACAGCUUGUGUUACAUUAGACGACGGUUGCGCUUGGUGUUGUAAAUAGUGUCGUCACGAUUUUGCCUCGAUUUUUUCAUUGUUUUUUUUAUGACCUUUCCAUGUGUCCAUUAUGGGAAUGUUUCCUUGUUUGAUGUGAAUGCCUCCGUAUUUUGUUGUAUAAGAAAGGUUUGCCUCGAAUUUUCCUUGCUUUCCUUUCUCCACUUUUUGUUGUGGUCGCUCUGCGCGUUGAACGAAUUUCGCGCGUGGGUGGAUCGAUGUGCGUAUGGCUCAAGCUUGUGCAUGUCGUGAGUGCGACUACAAUAACAAAGUUGUGUUCAUUGGC